AUGGAAGAUAUCUGCUUUGAAAUAUCUUCUAGCGUUUCAAAGGCGCUACCAGCCUUUGUUAAACAGCAGUACGACCAAGAUUGCAGUAUAUUUCUAGAUUUCAUAGAAAAACGCUGGAAAAAUUCAGAAUUAUCGUCAAUGCUUACCUGCAUAGAUAAGUAUCUACAGUAUACCUGCGGCGAAAACAGCCAACCAACGCUAGAAUUAUUGAAAGUUUUGGUACCAAUCGGCAGAAAAUUAUGGCUGAUCUCAAUGUAUAAUAUAAUAAAAACAAAUAAUUUAGAUGUGUAUUAUAAUGAGUCUGAACUCGAACAAGUAUACGUAUUUCAGAACAAACUUUCAUUGAAGCUCAGAGUACGCUGUUGUAAAUUAUUAAACUCUAUUUUGGAAUGCUGCGUACAUCUAUUACAUUCGAUUUGGGAAAAAGGAUGUAAAGAAAGAGCUGAAUAUUUUAACGAGAUACUAGAUUUCAUAAGAAUUGAAGUGAUUCUUAAAGCUAUUGAGAGUUAUUUUAGCCCAGACUAUUCAUAUAGAAUGGCUGUUAGUUACACAAAAAGGAGAGGAUGGAUAACGUCACUAGUCAGACUAUCAUACCUUAUAAGAAGAAUAUGGAUUUUUCGAAGAGAUAUCGGAAACUUUCUAAUCAAAUAUAUUUUAAGAUAUAAUAACCAGGAUUUUUCAGAUUUGGACUCCAGUACAAGUCAUACCAAUGAGCCAUUUUCUUGUGACAUAUCACUUGACCCAAAAUUUUGUGAUGAGCCGAUGAGUGAAGAGUUGGCAAAAGAGUUGAGAGAUAUUGAAAUAGAUGUGGGAAAUUGCGUCAUAUUCUACAAGUUCCGCAUCAUACUGUUGUUGUGCCCAAACAGCACACUGUAUGAUUUGCUUGUUAAAGGACUAUUGUUUAAGUGGUGGGACCUAGUGAAUGGAGAUAUUGUAUCCUCAUGGCACCCAAUGUUCUUUACAUUUUUCUUUAGAGCAGCUAAGUUCGGCUGGGCCACAAGUCAGUGUGUAUGUCCACACUUCAAGGGUAAAAUACCGACAAUAUUUAACAUAACACUUAAUUUGUUUGAUUUACCAAAUAAGCCAAAACUUGAAAAGUAUAAGGAAAUUAUGCCUGGAGAGUACACAUGUUUGUUGCCGAAAACAUUUAAACUGUUUAAAAAAACCUCUAAACUGCUGAUUCUAAUACUGCACGAAAAUGAUUUGUGUACACGUAGAUUUAGUUCAUCACUAUCACUUAACCACGAGUCUAGCUCAAUGCAGUCAAAUGGAGUAGAAUUAUCUGAAGUUAAGGAAGAAGCUGGAGAGUUUGAUGAGUCAUUUGUGGAUGAUGACCCAGAUGAUAUAUUCAGAAGUUUGAAGCGUUUGAUUAAUAUUCUCUACCCAUACGCACACCCAUCAAGUAGUGGGAAAUGGUCACAUAACAUAUCGCUGUUCCUAAAGUACAUUAUAGUAUCACACUCGAGAAAACUACUAAGAAAUAAGUAUAUAAAUAGAAAAUCAAUGGAUAGUGAGUCUGGCGAAUCUGGGCGUGAUAAUAUUUGUGAUCUUCUCUACACAAUUAGUCUUAUUGGAAUAUACAAUAAGAACAUGAAGAUAUGUAAUAAUUAUGAGAUAAUCAUAAGGAACAUCUGCUACAUUAAUAAGGAGGAUUACCUGAUUAAGGUGGUUGAGUAUUUUAGUGAAAGCCUGACGGAGUGUGCAGAACAUAACAGACUGCUCACGUCAAUAAGAGUGAUUAUCCAGCUCAUACCGCUAAUUGUAAAGCACAUGCCUCAUAUGAUAAUGAACCUGUUUUACACAGCAAUAUCGUACAUUGCAUUGUCGGAGCCCUUUAUCAAUAUACAAAUCCUCAUCCUAAUAUCGUUGAUGCUAGAGUAUUUGUUCAGUAUUAAGAAUAACCUUAAAUCCCUGAACAAUGAAGAUAAUAAAUUUAGCUUGUUGACACCAAGGGAUGGGUUGGUACAAGAAAAUUUAUUUGAAGGGUCAAAUGAAGCGUCUGAGGUUUAUGAUGAGCUGAUGUUCCAACUUAACGAGUUUACCAUAGUGUACGUGGAUAAGGUGUUGGAGCUAUAUGAGAAUAUAAAUGAGGUGGACCUGAAGGGAAUGUCGCUGAUGAACAAUGUAGACGUUUCAAUAUAUAUACUGAUAAAGUCGACAAUAAUUAACCUAUUGUCAGUGGUUGAUGACGAGACGAUGUCAGUUAUCCUCAACAAGUUAAUGAAAUUUAUUGACGAAUAUUCUUACAAAUUGACCAUAAUCAAGCAUGUCACGUCAAUACUAUCAAGUAUUUCAUACUUAAAAGGGAUAGGAGUGACCACGAAGUUGAUUAUAAAUAAUAUAAAAGGAUUAUCUGAAGAUGACAAGAGGCUGAGGUUUCAUUUAAACUGUUUGAUUUCAGCAAUUAGAUAUAACUUUAACAGUAAUUAUUUCAGCGAAAUCAGAGAAGUAAUUAAUAAAGGUCUUCAGUACAAGGAUAAACACGCUUAUAAACUAAUUGUGAAACUCAUUUAUAGACUAAACCAUUCAAUAUAUAAUAUAUACACAACUGCACAAGUACCAACAACUGACAAUAUGAGUGUAGUCACUGUGGAUAAUGGUGAAACGAACAUUGGAUGGUAUGUCCCGUCUAUGUCGCAUUAUAAAAUGUAUAAACAGCUUCUAUUGAUAUUAAUGGACACAAUUAAUUUAAAGUAUAACGCCUUAAACGAGAAGAAACAACCAGAUGAUACCACAGAUGAUGAGAUUAAUAAGAUUAUAAUUCUAUGCAAGUAUUUAAUCAAGUCUAUAGUUCUAGUUGACAUAGAGAUUAGAGAUUCAGGUGAUAGUACUGAAAUGAGUGAAAAUGAUAUGGAAACCGAUUCUGAGCAAUCUUCUGAAGAUGAGUUGGUUUCUAAUUACUCAGAAGUGGUAAAGUGUUUGAAUCAUAGAGUUGGAGAUAAUUUCAGUUUAAGAGGUACAGUAGAGAAGUAUGUAUUGGGAGUGGUGAGUAAAAUCUACAAGAACGUUUAUGGCUCAGUGGUAGCCGAGAAGCUGACAAAAUUUAUUAACUUCCUGGCGUCUAAAAAUUACUUCUCUACGGAUAUUUCAAACAACUAUGACUUUAUAUUCAACCUGAAGCUGCAGAAUAAUGUGUCAAUAACUACGACAAAGCCUGUGGUUAAAUACAUAUCAUUUCACUGCGGACUUACGAAAAAUUCAUACCUCAUGGACAUCAACUUCAGCUCCUACAUGACGAUAGUCCAGGACUACUUUUACAACUUCAUUAACCUGAGGAAGAUCAAUUAUAACACGCUAGCACAAAAUAAAUUUGAAAAGGUUAAUAAUCGACAACUAUCAAAUGCUGUGGGUAAUGGUCAGGUACGAAAUUUUGUAGAUAAUCCUCAAGUAAGAAGUUUGGUGGAUUUAGUGGUUGUAAAAAUCUGUGAAUUGAACUAUAAGAAUGUGGUCAAUAAUAGUAUAAUGAUACUGAAGAGCAUAACGAUGAUCCACAAGAAUAUGAAAUAUUAUGUGCUUUCGGCCAUUUUGAAGGAACUAGUUUCAACACCAGAUGAUAAUUUCACACUAUUCCAUAACAUCUUGCCAUUAUUUGACGCUAACACACUGACGUAUAUUUCACUAAAUUUCACGCUCCUGGAGCUGUUUCUGAAGUUCUUUUUAAAGGUUAUCUCAACAAACAAUGACUCACUAAUCACAAAGUAUGAUGUGCUGUUUAUUUUGUUUCUAAGCCAAAGAGAACUGGACAGCUCAAAUGACAAAAUUGGGGUAGUAGAUUCACCAGAGCACUCUAGUUUUGAAGAUGAGAAUGUGAAUCAAGAAAAUAUAGAUAUCCAAGACACGCCAAGUACAGUUAAAAUUGAUAAGAUGUUGAGUGUUUUGAGGAACGUUAUGAGUGUGGCGGAGGUGGAUAACUGGAGAUAUAACAUAUAUUUCUCUACGCUCUUGCUGAUAUACAGCAAGUAUGUGGUCUACGAAAACAAGUUCUUUUUGCACGUAUUAAGUCUGCUGAAUGACGUCAACAACAACUAUCUCCAGUCACUUGCGUUUCAGUAUAUGCUAAUCACGCUCAUGAGCUUGAAUAGUGGUAGAGUUGCAGACGCGGUUGUUAAGGAAAAAUUACUGGAUCUGAGUGUGAUGAACACGAUAUUCAACGGCCUAGUAUACUGUAACCACGAUGUAACCACCGUUGUAUCAAACAACUUAUCCAGUAUAGUAAUGAAUGUGAUUAAAUUUGACAAGUCAUGGCCUAGGAAUAGAAUUUCAAGUAACUCUACCAUAGUCUCAAAAUACAAUUUCUUCCUCUCAUACCAUUAUUUCAAGUUCCUAAUGAACAACUCUCAAACACCUGAAAAACACGUUGAAGCUCUGGAAUCAAUUUUAUAUAACUUGCUUGAAAUCUCUAGUGAUUAUAUCGAAUAUCAUCUAAGUAAUUUUUAG
This is a messenger RNA of Theileria annulata, 4437 nucleotides long. RefSeq lists its product as uncharacterized. Gene Ontology annotation, biological process: proteasomal ubiquitin-independent protein catabolic process. The coding region runs from base 1 to 4437 and encodes 1478 amino acids. NCBI's taxonomy places the organism in Eukaryota, Apicomplexa, Aconoidasida, Piroplasmida, Theileriidae. The record is from RefSeq and is a predicted model, not a curated record. Gene Ontology annotation, molecular function: peptidase activator activity; proteasome binding. The transcript has a single exon. Gene Ontology annotation, cellular component: cytosol; nucleus.